Messenger RNA from Rubroshorea leprosula, 2772 nucleotides. The record is from the annotation of a GenBank genome assembly. NCBI's taxonomy places the organism in Eukaryota, Viridiplantae, Streptophyta, Magnoliopsida, Malvales, Dipterocarpaceae.
UCGUUUUGGCUCUUUAAUUCUCCUUGCUUUUGCCUAAUUUUAGCUUUCCGCACGCAGUUUAUUCACAAGCUAUAAAUCUGUAUAAAAACCAGAGCUUUUGUCCACGCAUUCUUCUCUAUUCCCCUGAAAACAGAAUCGAAAAUGAAGUGGUUUUGUUUUGCUUUUCUUCUUCUUCUUUUCCAUCUGGAUCUUUGCCACGUGUCCAUGGCAGUUUCCGGGGAGAAGAACCAGAGGAAAACAUACAUAGUACACAUGUCGAAAUCCGAGAUGCCGGCGAGUUUUGAGCACCAUACCCACUGGUAUGAUUCGUCUCUUAAGUCGGUCUCCGAAUCGGCUGAAAUGAUAUACACUUACGAGCAAGUCAUUCACGGUUUCUCCACCCGGUUGACGCCGGAGGAAGCUGUGCAACUCGAGAGCCAACCCGGGGUUCUCUCUGUUUUGCCUGAGUUGAAGUACGAGUUGCACACGACUCGGACUCCUGAGUUCCUGGGACUCGACAAAAGUGCCGAUUUGUUUCCCGAGUCGGACUCAGUGAGUGACGUAGUUAUUGGUGUGCUGGAUACCGGUGUUUGGCCGGAGAGUAAGAGCUUUAUCGAUACCGGACUUGGGCCGGUACCCAGUAGCUGGAAGGGCGAGUGUGAAUCGGGUACCAAUUUUAGCUCAUCGAAUUGUAACCGGAAAUUGAUCGGUGCGAGGUACUUCGCCAAAGGUUAUGAAGCCACAAUGGGUCCGAUUGACGAAUCUAGGGAGUCUAAAUCGCCUCGAGAUGAUGAUGGUCACGGUACUCAUACUACCUCCACAGCUGCAGGGUCGGUGGUGCAAGAAGCCAGCUUGUUUGGAUAUGCAGCAGGGACGGCACGCGGGAUGGCCACACGCGCUAGGGUGGCUGUUUACAAGGUGUGUUGGCUUGGUGGGUGCUUUAGUUCCGAUAUCGUGGCGGCAAUGGAGAAAGCAGUUGACGACAACGUGAAUGUUCUCUCUAUGUCCCUCGGCGGCGGAAUGUCGGAUUAUUACAGAGACAGCGUUGCAAUUGGAGCUUUCGCUGCAAUGGAGAAGGGGAUCUUAGUAUCUUGCUCCGCCGGGAAUGCCGGUCCGAGUCCGUACAGUUUAUCAAACGUGGCUCCAUGGAUCACCACUGUGGGUGCAGGAUCGUUGGAUCGUGAUUUCCCAGCCUACGUCAGCCUCGGCAACGGGCAGAACUAUUCCGGUGUUUCGCUUUACAAAGGCAGUUCUUUGCCGGGGAAAUUGCUGCCGUUUGUUUACGCCGGCAAUGCUAGUAAUGCUACAAACGGGAAUUUGUGUAUGAUGGGAUCUUUGAUUCCAAAAGAAGUUGCAGGGAAAAUAGUGAUGUGUGACAGAGGAAUGAGCGCCAGGGUACAAAAGGGCGCUGCCGUAAAAUCCGCCGGCGGUGCGGGAAUGGUUUUGUCUAAUACUGCCGCAAACGGCGAGGAGCUGGUCGCUGACGCCCAUUUGUUGCCGGCGACAACCGUGGGUCUAAAGAAUGGUGACGCCAUUAAAAGUUACCUCUUUUCGGAUCCCAACCCGACUGCUACAAUUCUCUUUGAAGGCACCAAAGUGGGCAUCAAACCGUCGCCCGUGGUGGCCGCAUUCAGCUCCAGAGGACCAAACAGUAUCACCCCAGAAAUUCUGAAACCGGACCUAAUCGCGCCAGGUCUCAACAUCUUAGCGGGAUGGUCCGGCUCGGUGGGUCCCACAGGAUUGGCGAUUGAUUCCCGACGAGUGAAUUUCAACAUCAUUUCGGGAACCUCCAUGUCUUGUCCGCACAUCAGCGGCCUAGCAGCAUUGCUCAAGGCGGCUCAUCCAGAUUGGAGCCCCGCCGCCAUCAGGUCUGCCCUCAUGACCACCGCCUACACGGAGUACAAAAACAAAGAAAAAUUACAGGACAUCGCUACCGGAAAACCCUCCACACCGUUCGAUCACGGGGCCGGACACGUGGAUCCCGUAUCAGCCCUUGAUCCAGGACUCAUCUACGAUUUAACAGCCAAUGAUUACCUCGACUUCCUCUGUGCAUUAAACUACACCGACUCACAAAUCACCUCCCUUGCAAAAAAGAGUUCCACAUGCGACGCCGGGAAGAAGUACAGCGUCUCCGAUCUCAACUACCCAUCCUUUGCCGUCAAUGUUGAUACGACGACACAAACGGGUAGCUCUGCCGUGUUCAAGCACACACGAACUCUCACAAACGUGGGUUCUCCGGCCACGUACAACGUUUCCGUGUCGCCUCAGAUUGCGGGGGUUCAGAUAUCGGUUCAGCCGGAAACGUUGAACUUCAGUAAAGUGAACGAGAAGAAAUCGUACACAGUCACGUUUACUGUGAGUUCACAGCCGUCGGAUCCGAAUGGGUUUGCACGGUUGGAAUGGUCUGAUGGGAAGCACAUUGUGGGUAGUCCCAUUGCGGUUACCUGGAACUCAUGAAGAGCAAGGAGGAGGAUAGGAAAGAGGGUAAUUUAAGUGUCAAUUUGGAUCUUAGUAAAAUGGAAAAAGGAUGAAAACAAAACAAAAAGAACUCACUCGAAGGAGUGCAAUUGCUUAUUGCUAGCUAAUUUUCAAACUAUUGAUGUUGUUUCUGUAUUCUGGUACCCGGUUGGGAUAAAAGAUUAGCUGGGUUAAUUCUUUACUGUUCUUGAUGUUCUGUCGGGGAGAAAGGAAUUAAAACCCGAAAAUUGGGUUGACUUCUUGCUCAGUGUAUGGUCUUAUUGAGGAAAUGUGUGAGGCUAGUGUACUGUUGAAAAAUGAAGAUUAAUCUCACAC